Molecule: messenger RNA, 340 nt
Organism: Staurois parvus
Lineage: Eukaryota; Metazoa; Chordata; Amphibia; Anura; Ranidae
Source: the annotation of a GenBank genome assembly
CACUGAUGGGUGACACUGAAAGGCAGCUCAGAUGGGCACUGAUAUGUGGCAUUGAUGUGGCACUGAUGGGCACUGAAAUGUGGCACUGUUGUGGCACUGAUGGGCACUGGCAGGUGGCAUGGAUGAGCACUGAGAGCUGGCACUGAUGGACACUGACAGGUGGCACUGCUGGGGCUACACAGAUCAUCAGGGCACACUGAUCAUCACUGUCAGCAUGACAGUUUGUGGGGAGAGAAAUGCCGAUAACCAGCAUUUCCCUGUUUACAUGUGAUCAGCUGUGAUUGGACACAGCUGAUCACAUGACCGAGCUGACAUCUUCGGAUCUUUCCGUUGAUCGGUG